AUGUCUUCGAAAAUUAAAUCUGGCCAUAAAAUUAAAACAAAAUCAAAAUUCAAGGUUCAGCAUCAAAAACAUAAAGUAUUUCGUGCUAAUGAUCCACUUCUGUCUGUUUUAAUGUGGGGAGUAAAUUUUACGAGUCGCCAAUUAGAUAAUGUAAAUAUUCCUGUUAUGCUUCUUCCAGAACAUUUUAGAGCCUAUAUUAAAAUUCGUACUGAUAACCAGAAUUUCAAUAAAGAAGUGAUGCCGAGUCAUUUCAAAGUAAAAGAAUAUUGUCCACUAGUGUUUCGUGCUUUUCGAGAAUAUUGGAAACUUCACGAUAGUAGUUUUCGAGAUUCGUUAUCGGACUCACCAAUUUCACUGGAUCAACCAGCAAAGUCAAAUUUACCCAUUUAUUUAUCAUCGGACAGACGUUUUGUACUAAAAUGUAUUUCUAAAGAAGAUGUCGAACAAAUACAUCAGAUAUUGCCAGAAUAUCAUAGAUAUAUUGUUGAAACACAAGGUGACACGUUAUUACCUCAUUUCUAUGCAAUGUACCGUUUAACUGUGGAUGAUAAAGAAAAUUAUAUUCUUGUCACGCGAAAUGUUCUAUCCAGUAAACUAAGAAUACACACAAAAUAUGACGUUAAAGGUUCAACAGUAGAUCGUAGUGCAACUGACAAAGAAAAGUCAAAAUUCAGUCCGACAUUAAAAGAUAACGAUUUUAUUAAUGAUAAAAGAACCAUUGAAAUUGGUGAACAAAAGAAAGCAUUCAUGGACAAAUUAAAGCGAGAUGUUGAUUUUUUGGUUAGUCAACAUCUAAUGGAUUACUCGUUGUUAAUUGGAAUUCAUGAUCUCGAGAAAGGUGGAGUACAAGAAAGAGAAUAUACAUUGUCAACUGGAAAUGAAAUAGGAACGUCGGAUUUAUCUGGUAACGAAAGUGACAACAAUUGUCCAUCUGACGGGUCUGAAAGUCCAACGACAGGCAAUGACGAUGCAUCAUGCAAUGAUGAAACAUUUAUGGUCCGAAGUUCUGAGAAUUCUUCUCGUCGUGAAUUAUAUUGGAUGGCUAUUAUUGACUUUACCUAUUAUGGCAUGAAGAAGAAAAGUGCGAAUGUAGCUAAAACAAUGAAAUAUGGUGGUGACGAAAUAUCGACCGUUAAGCCAGAACUUUAUGCAAGAAGAUUUUUAGAAUUUAUCGAAAAAAUUAUUGUUUGA
Messenger RNA from Didymodactylos carnosus, 1191 nucleotides. NCBI's taxonomy places the organism in Eukaryota, Metazoa, Rotifera, Eurotatoria, Philodinida, Philodinidae. The record is from the annotation of a GenBank genome assembly.